This is a messenger RNA of Paramuricea clavata, 2451 nucleotides long. The record is from the annotation of a GenBank genome assembly. NCBI's taxonomy places the organism in Eukaryota, Metazoa, Cnidaria, Anthozoa, Malacalcyonacea, Plexauridae.
AUGCCCACCAACAAGGCUCCAGGCAAAGAUAAAGUAAGCAUGCAUGCGCAUUAUUAAGGACUGCUUACCAGUCAUCCUCGGACCAUUAACAGAUAUUAUUAAUGCUUUACUGACGUCUUCUGAGUUCCCACAAUCUUGGAAGGAGGCAGAAGUUAUUCCACUAAUAAAGGAGGGUGAUCAUGAACUGCCGCACUGUAAAUUUCAGGGAGUUAAUUUAACUCCAGUGGUAUUAUUCUGAACCUAAUUUUACUCCACAUUUGGAGUUAAUUGAGGUACAGUAUAACUCCACCGGAGUUAAGUUAACUCCAUGAAAUUAACAGUGCAUCCAACAAUCGUCCCCUUUCCUUAAGCCUGGUUUCCAUUAAAUCGUAAUUAUCGCAAGAACCGCAUCGCAAGGGUCGCAACGAUUUUAAAAACGCGGAAAUUUUAAUAAAAACUGCGAUUUAUUGGAAACUUGAGUCACACAGAUCACUAAGACUCUUACGACAAAGUCGCAAAGAUAGACUUACUGCGAUUUUUGCGAUAGCGAUGUCUGCGUUCCGCGACUAUUGCGAUGAUUACGAUUUAAUGGAAACUAGGCUUUACUUAUAGUUGUGUCAAAAAUUUGCGAGAAGGUCGUUUUAUGCCAAUUUACAACAUUUUUGUUCUAUAAUGAAUGUCUGACAUCGUAUCAAAGCGGUAACAGAAGAUAUUCCUCGGAAACUUUGAACGUUUUGGUUGAUGAUACCAUAUUGGAAGCUAUGGACCAGAAAUCUGUAACUGCACUUAUAGGUUAAAAUUCCUAUUGUCACUUUAUCAAUUUGAUCAGAUAAUUGAUAAACCCACUAGGGUAACUAGAACGUCAGCAACUUUGAUCGAUCUGGCAAUCACGAAUAAGAAACAAAAUAUUGUAAAAUCCGGAGUACUUCAUCUAGGUUUAUCUGAUCACAGUUUAAUUUUUGUGGUCAGAAAACAUUUUAAGAUCACGUCUCGACAAAAUGUUAAGUAUGCUCGUAACUUCAAAAAAUUUAGUGAAACUGACUUUCUCAAUGAUCUCUCACAAAUUCCGUGGGACAAUGUGACAUUUUACGACGAUCCCAGUAUUUCAUAUCAAUUAUGGCGGUCACAUUUUUUGCAAGUAUUGGAUCUGCAUGCGCCGCUGAGGCGUAUGAGAGUUCGUGGCAAUUCUCUCCCAUGGAUUACCUCGAAAGUAAAGGAGUUAAUGCGAGAGAGAGAUUUUCACAAAAAGAAGGCCGUAAAAAAUCAUUCGAACAUGCACUGGAUCAAGUUUAGAGCAAUUAGGAAUAAAGUCAAUUCUGAAUUAAAGAAGGCUAAAAAAAACUACUUUUGCAAUAAAAUCGAAGAUUGUGCCAGGGCAAAGGACCCUAAGCAAAGUUGGAAAUUAAUAAACAAUCUUUUAGGCAAAAAUAAUAAAUCAAAUAAUAUUUCUCAACUUAAAGUUGAAGACGUUAUUAUUUCUGACGACAUAAAGAUAGCCGAGUCCUUUAAUGAUUUUUUUGUGAAUAUCGGAGCUAAACUAGCUAACGAAAUCGAGAUCAAUUCCACUGAUUUCACUUCAUUUCAAAGUGUUCCUUCCAAGCCAGAUAUUCAGUUUAAGUUCUCUGAAAUAAGUACACACGAAGUGUGUCUUCAAUUACGCAAUCUUAAAACAUCAAAAUCAACAGGUAUUGAUACAAUUCCAGCGAGAGCACUUAAAAUUGCUGCUGAAAUAAUUAGUCCGUCACUAACGUGGAUAUUUAAUUUAUCAAUUAAAACUGGAAUUUAUGUGGAAGAAUGGAAAAAGGCUUGGGUUUUACCAAUUUAUAAAUCUGAAGACAGACAAAAAUGCGAAAAUUAUCGUCCAAUUUCCAUUCUACCAAUUAUAAGUAAAAUCUUUGAACGUUUAGUCUUCAACCAAUUAUACAAAUAUCUAAAUGAACACUCCCUGCUUUCUAAGUAUCAAUCCGGCUUCCGUCCAAAGAACUCAACUUUGUCUGCACUUAUUCAAAUGUGCGAUGCCUGGUACACUAACAUGGAUAAUGGAGACUUGAGCGGUGUUGUUUUUCUUGAUAUUCGGAAAGCGUUUGACUCAAUUAACCAUGAUAUUCUAUUGCGUAAAAUGAAAGAACAAUUUGGAGUUUCAAAUAUCGAAUUUAAAUGGUUUGAAUCCUACAUUUCUAAUAGGGAACAAGUGUGCUUUGUCAAUGGCACGAUGUCAACACCUAGAAAUCUCGUUUGUGGAGUCCCUCAAGGGUCUAUUUUAGGCCCACUUCUAUUCCUGCUUUAUAUUAAUGAUCUCCCAAAUAAUCUCAAGAAUACAAUCCCGUGCUUAUAUGCUGAUGAUACACAGAUUUUUUCAUCUGCUAAUUACUAUCAGCACCUCGUUUUCAAUUUGAACAGUGACUUGAAUAACAUAAGUCAAUGGCUCAAACAAAACAAAUUGCAACACCAUUCAUCCAAAACUAAAGUAAU